AUGGGCGAUUUCAAUGCACGAAUCGGAAGCCAGUUGGCGGGCGAGCAAUACAUCGGCCCAUUCACCGACGAGGCCAGAAACGAACCGGGCCAGCGCAUGUCCAGCUUCGCAGAGGCCAAGCAGUUGUACGUCAUGAACAGCUUCUUCCCGAAGCCAGUCAGGAAGCGGUGGACAUGGCAAUCAGCUGACGGUGUCACGCGCUCCGAAGUCGACUACGUCCUGUGCGACCACGCGCAAACCGUGACGAACGUCGAAGUGCUGUCGCGGUUUGAGGCCAGAAGCGACCAUCGGAUUGUGCGAGCGCUGAUGUUGAACCUACCUCAACUGAAGAAGGACCGCAUACAGAACGGAAAGAAGAAGAUCCCCUCUACCGUAUCAGACGAGCUGCUGAGAACAGAAGUGGAAGGCGCCGAAUGGCCAAGCCACUCCGACAAACGCAUAAACGCCCGCUGCGAAUCGCUCGAAGCGAAACUGCUAGACUGCGUAAAAGCUGCCGAGUUCAGAAGACCCAGCCAAAGAGGAUCUCGCAUCACCGAGGAGACAAAGACGCUCAUGAAGCGACUCCAGAUGCUAAAGCAGAACGGCGGAGACCCCGAAGAAUGUCGAAACCUGAGCCGGGAAGUAAGAACGCGCCUAGUAGCCGACUACGACGACUACCGCAACGCUCGCCUGAUGGAAGCGGCAGCUGCUCGAGAGAGCCUGAAGAAGUGCAAGCGGAAAAUGGCCCAAUCCCAGCUUGUCACGGGAUCACUGCGAGAUACAAGCGGCCAGUUACAAACGGAACGGCGAAGAGUAGAAGACAUCUGCCGUGACUACUACGCGUCGCUCUUCGAGAGCAAAGUGCACGUACCAAAAGCCGAGCCAGUACCUGAAGGAGACGAGGAGCCGCUACCACGCGUAACGACGGCAGAAGUCGAGGCAGCCCUGAAGAGGUUAAAGAAUGGGAAGGCGCCAGGUCCAGACGGCAUUACAGCGGAAAUGCUGAAAGCCGCCGGUACUACGCUAUGGGAUCAGAUAGCGAAAUUCUUCACACAAUGCUUGAAAGCCAAGCAGAUACCGCUGAAGUGGAAGGAAUCACGCACUGUGCUACUCUUCAAAAAGGGCGACCCAGAAGACCUCAAGAACUACCGGCCCAUCUGCCUGCUCCCGGUAAUGUACAAGCUCUUCACGAAGGUGAUACUAAAUCGAAUCACCGGCCAACUAGACGCAGCUCAACCAAACGAGCAAGCAGGAUUCCGUAGCGGCUUCUGCACUUUCGACCACAUGCAGGUGAUGAACCAGCUGCAGGAAAAGGCUCGCGAGAAGAACCUGAAGCUGUACCUCAUCUUCAUUGAUUACGAAAAGGCAUUCGAUAGCAUCGAGAUUAACGCAGUCCUUAACGCAAUCCAGAAGCAAGGCGUUCAACAACAAUACGUCGACGUACUGGAAAACGUUUACGAUGGAUGCACAACCGAAGUCAAGCUGUUCGAAGAGCCGAUCGCCAUCCCAAUCGGUCGAGGCGUGCGCCAGGGCGACACCAUCUCUCAAAACUAUUCACAGCGGCGCUAG
Molecule: messenger RNA, 1548 nt
Organism: Aphelenchus avenae
Lineage: Eukaryota; Metazoa; Nematoda; Chromadorea; Rhabditida; Aphelenchidae
Source: the annotation of a GenBank genome assembly